Silurus meridionalis is the source of this 1952-nucleotide messenger RNA. RefSeq names its product pescadillo (gene pes1). Gene Ontology annotation, cellular component: PeBoW complex; nucleolus. Gene Ontology annotation, biological process: ribosome biogenesis; maturation of LSU-rRNA from tricistronic rRNA transcript (SSU-rRNA, 5.8S rRNA, LSU-rRNA). Gene Ontology annotation, molecular function: RNA binding. NCBI's taxonomy places the organism in Eukaryota, Metazoa, Chordata, Actinopteri, Siluriformes, Siluridae. The record is from RefSeq and is a predicted model, not a curated record.
CUGUCGCAGCGUAAUGACGUCACUCACACACGUGUAGACGGAGCUGUGUUGGCUGUGGCUCAGAUUGUUUAAGUUCUGUCGUGUUUUGUGAAUAGACACAGUAUUGUGUGUGUUUGGUGUGUGUGUAAAACUCUCCACAAUGGGAGGUCUACAGAAGAAGAAGUAUGAGAGCGGCUCAGCCACCAACUACAUCAGCCGGAACAAAGCACGCAAGAAGCUGAGCCUGAGCCUGGCUGACUUCAGACGAUUGUGCAUCUUGAAAGGAAUUUACCCACAUGAACCCAAACACAAGAAGAAGGUCAACAAGGGCUCCACAGCCCAGAGGACCUUCUACCUGCUCAAAGACAUUCGCUUCCUCCUGCACGAGCCCAUCGUUGGCAAGUUCAGACAGUACAAGAUAUUUGUGCGCAAGCUGCGUAAAGCCUACGGGAAGGCGGAGUGGGGUUCCGUCGAGAAGCUGAAGGACAACAAACCCGGCUACAAACUGGACCACAUCGUAAAGGAGAGGUAUCCGACAUUCAUCGACGCUCUGCGGGACGUAGACGACGCUCUGUCCAUGUGCAUCAUGUUCUCUACAUUCGCUCGUACCGGAAAGUGCCACGUGCAGGCGAUCCAGCUGUGCCGCAGACUCGGCGUCGAGUGGAUGAACUACAUCAUCGCCUCGCGUUCGCUCAGAAAGGUGUUUCUGUCCAUCAAAGGCAUCUAUUACCAGGCAGAAGUGCUAGGACAGAUCAUCACCUGGCUCGUCCCCUAUCAGUUCGCUCAUGAUCAUCCCACAGAUGUGGAUUACAGAGUCAUGGCAACGUUUACGGAGUUCUACACCACACUGCUUGGCUUCGUCAACUUCCGUCUCUACCAAACCCUCAACCUGGUUUACCCACCCAAGCUUGAUGGAAAAGACGAAGCCGAACUCAAAGCCGAGUUUGAGGAGGACUAUGCCAUGGAUUCAGAGAGCUACCUGGAGAAACUUUCAGCUCUGAGCGCCAGUCUGGCUCGUGUCGUCUCCACGGCUGAAGAAGACGAAGCGGAGGCGGAUCAUUUCCCCACUGAAGGGGAGGACAUGGAGAAGAUGGAGGCGAGGGUGAAGGCGCAGCAGGAGGAAGACCAACACAAGAAGCUCUUCGAGGGCCUGAAGUUCUUCCUGAACAGAGAAGUGCCGAGAGAAUCUCUGGCUUUCGUGUUAAGGUGUUUCGGCGCCCAGGUGUCCUGGGACAAAUCUCUGUCUAUCGGCAGCACGUAUGACGUCACCGACGAGACGAUCACGCACCACGUGGUGGACAGACCCAAGCUGGACAAACAGUACAUCAACAGGUACUACGUGCAGCCUCAGUGGGUGUUCGACUGCGUGAACGCUAAGAUUCUCCUUCCGGUGGAGGAUUACUUCCGCGUCACACUUCCUCCCCACCUUUCACCCUUCGUUGAGGAGAAGGAGGGCGAUUACGUUCCUCCAGAGAGGCAGAAACUCCUGGCGCUCCAGAGAGGAGAGAAACCCGUCGUGGAGCAGGACGAUGAGGACGAGGAUGAGGAAGAUGAAGAGGAUGAGGAAGAGGAAGAUGAUGCUGAAGAGGAGGAGGAAGAGGAGGAGGAGGAAGAACAAGAGGCUAAGCUGAGAGAUAUGGAACAGAAGAGAACACAGGGCAAGGCCUUAUCGGUGAAGGUGACCCCUGGAAAGGCGACUCUAGACAACAGGCAAAGACUGGAGCAAGAAGAGAAGGCUGAGGAGAAGAGGCUCGCCAUCAUGAUGAUGAAGAAGAAGGACAAAUACCUUUACAAUAAGAUUAUGUUUGGGAAGAAGAGGAAGGUCCGGGAGGCUAACAAAAUGGCAGCCAAGAGAAAAGCUUUCGACGAGGCCAGCAAACCGGACAGAAAGAAGAAGUCGAAGAAACAGUAGCUGGGAAAUAAGAAUGGACGUUAUUUUUAUUAUUAAAAAUAAUUCUAUCCAUUUAUUGGAA